Messenger RNA from Zonotrichia leucophrys gambelii, 1228 nucleotides. RefSeq names its product rhodopsin (gene RHO). Lineage: Eukaryota; Metazoa; Chordata; Aves; Passeriformes; Passerellidae. The record is from RefSeq and is a predicted model, not a curated record. The transcript is spliced from 5 exons. Bases 57 to 1112 code for a protein of 351 amino acids. Gene Ontology annotation, molecular function: G protein-coupled photoreceptor activity. Gene Ontology annotation, biological process: visual perception; phototransduction; cellular response to light stimulus. Gene Ontology annotation, cellular component: plasma membrane; photoreceptor outer segment.
CCUUGCACAAAAGAACUCCUGGAGUAAGAGCAAAAAGCGCCUCACAAACUGCAACCAUGAACGGGACAGAAGGCCAAGACUUCUACGUGCCCAUGUCCAACAAGACCGGGGUGGUACGGAGCCCCUUUGAGUACCCCCAGUAUUACCUGGCUGAGCCGUGGAAGUUCUCGGCGCUGGCUGCCUACAUGUUCAUGCUGAUUCUGCUCGGCUUCCCCAUCAACUUCCUCACGCUGUACGUCACCAUCCAGCACAAGAAGCUCCGCACACCUCUGAACUACAUCCUCCUGAACCUGGCCGUCGCCGACCUCUUCAUGGUCUUCGGGGGCUUCACAACCACUAUGUACACCUCCAUGAACGGGUACUUUGUCUUUGGAGUAACAGGGUGCUACAUCGAAGGCUUCUUUGCCACACUGGGCGGUGAAAUUGCUCUCUGGUCACUGGUGGUCCUGGCUAUCGAAAGAUACGUAGUGGUCUGCAAGCCCAUGAGCAACUUCCGCUUCGGAGAGAACCAUGCCAUCAUGGGUGUUGCCUUCUCCUGGAUCAUGGCCUUGGCGUGUGCAGCUCCCCCACUUUUCGGCUGGUCCAGGUACAUCCCCGAGGGCAUGCAGUGCUCGUGCGGGAUCGACUAUUACACUCUGAAGCCAGAGGUCAACAAUGAAUCUUUUGUCAUCUACAUGUUUGUGGUUCACUUCAUGAUCCCGCUGGCGAUCAUUUUCUUCUGCUAUGGGAACCUGGUCUGCACGGUUAAGGAGGCUGCCGCCCAGCAGCAGGAGUCUGCCACCACCCAGAAGGCAGAGAAAGAAGUGACUCGCAUGGUCAUCAUCAUGGUCAUCUCCUUCCUGAUCUGCUGGGUCCCCUAUGCCAGCGUCGCCUUCUACAUCUUCACCAACCAGGGAUCAGACUUCGGGCCCAUCUUCAUGACCAUCCCGGCAUUCUUUGCCAAGAGCUCGGCCAUCUACAACCCUGUGAUCUACAUCGUAAUGAACAAACAGUUCCGUAACUGCAUGAUCACAACCCUCUGCUGUGGCAAGAACCCUCUGGGUGACGAGGACACAUCUGCUGGCAAGACAGAGACCUCCUCCGUCUCCACCAGCCAGGUCUCUCCUGCAUAGGCCCCAUGGGAGCAGCCAGGCCCUGGGGUGCUGCCCUGGCAGCACAAACUUCACCCCACCGCUGCCACCACCUGCCCCUGCUUCACCAUGGCCAAGGCCCUGUGGGGUGGGCUCCU